CCUCUACCUCUCUCUCUUAUUUAGGGAGAAACUAGCAAAGCGUCAACAAGCCCCUUUCAAUUAAUAUUUACUAUUUUUGACCCGUUUGGGGGGCUGUUUUUGGCGUCCCCCCAAAACAGUCAUGUCAGUUAUCUAACAGUGUUCCUAAAUUAAGCCAAAACUCGACGAAAUCGUGAGAUGCGAUUUUCCUAACGUAAUUUAAAAAAUCGUUUUUGCGAUGGACAGUGGAAGUGUGAUUUCUCUAUCCAGUACUUCUUCCAAGGGCUCCGGCCACACAAGCAGCGCCGAAUUGGCAAGCGUCUUAACAGUAAGUUCGGAAGUCCAGCGAGUUCCUGUGAGUUGGGGAAGUGGUAAAGUGGCACCUCAGAAGAAAGUUUUGGACAUCGGGGGCACACUCACCCAGGCUGAGAAGGUCACCAACUGGAUGCAAUCGUGUAAUUAUGACGAUCACAAAUGUGAUUCCCCGGAGAUUGAUAAUGAAAACAACAAGAGUACGUGCAUUCGGUAUGAUUUUGACAAGAAGCCAACAGUUACUGCGCUGCCGAAGUCGUGCUUCACGAGAGCCACGCCGCUGUUUUCUUACAUGGAAGAAGCGAAAAAGAGUGUGAGUUUGAACAAUGGGGACACGCACAGGGCGAACGGGAGCAGGGUGAGACGAAAUAGCGAAAAUACGCCUUUAAGUCCGGAAAGCCAAAAGAAAGAACUUUGCAAUUAUUUACAAUUAAUGAAACCUGAUGAUCAGCAGAGUACUUUUUUUAUCGAGUAUCGACGGUCUGGUAGGGUUAGAGUGCAACAGAACGAGUCUAAGAUGGCGAAAAGAAAAGAUAAACAAGAAACUAGUGUUGAAGAAAUUGACGUUGACAGGCCGACGAUUUCCAGUGAACAAGAACUAAGAAUUAGUAGAAUCAUGAAAAUGAAGAACAUUUUAAAAAGAAAGCUCAACUUUCAGGAGAAAGUAAACUUGUUACCGUUGCCGCCGAAAAAAAUCUACGCCGAUGUGGUUGACUUUGAAGACUGUAUUAAGGACAUUGUGGAAGAAGAGUUAAAGAACAGAAGCGUCGUGGAGGAAGAAUUGGGGAAGAAACCGAUCAAUGGAUACGUACGAAAGGUGAAAAAACGUCGCAAGUUUAAAUUUCCCCCAAAGUUGCGUCCAAGCUUUAGGAAGGGUUUCUUCAACAAUAAACCCUUUAAUUUGAGGAGCAAGGUACGUCUUACGCACGUUUCUCUAGACAGUCUUAUCUUGAGAAAAAGCCAAUUACGGAAAAAGGCUCGGAAAAAAAUAUUAAAAGAAAUGAAAGAAAAAAAGUCGCUGGAAAAAGCGUCGUUGGAAAAAGCGGAAACUGCCGGUUGCGAAAUAAUAUCAGUCCACACCAACUCGGAUGACGAAAACGUCGAUUUGAAGAAUUUCGUCGACGAUAUGCUAGAGCUGGAUAAAAUGAGCGAAGAACACAGAAAAAGCGUAAUCGAGAGUCGAAUACUAGCGUCGAGCUCAAUCACGAAUUUAAUCAACAAAAGGAUGACGCAUGAAGCUGACGUACAAAGAGCGUAUAAAAUUUUCUCUGACUUGUCGAAUGAGAGGAAGCUUUCAGAGGAAAAAGAAAACAAUACUCAGCCAUUGCAGGAGUGCGUGGACGUGAAUAUAAAUCAGACUGAAAACAAUAACACAAAAAGUUUAAAUCAGAAUGAAAAAAAUUCUGAUAAUCUAGUCAUGGAUUUAAUUAUUUCUGAGCAUGAUUACACCACGUUUAGACCAGCGGAAGACGAAAAUUCGGACUGUCUGGACGACAGUAACGACCAAUCAGUCAGAAAUUUAAGUCCAGUUCCCAUCCCAGAUCUCGAAGUUCUUCCAGUCAGUAAAGAAGUCGAAACGAAGUCGUUACAUCGUAGCCUAACAAUCACCAACCGCCGUAAAUUCCACACAAACUACGGCCUGCACAAUUGGAACUCAAACUGUAGCAGAAAAUUAAACCACGCAAUCACUAUAUCAAAGAAAAACGGCUCCGUUCUUCGAGCGUUCUACCAAGACUACAAUCUCAUAAUAGUACAACAGAAUUUAAUUUCAUUUUGGACACAGAGUGCCUUAGGUAACGUGUUAGGAGCUCAGAAUAUGUGGAUCCCGAAAGGAGAGAUCCAACGUAUCACUCUGAAUAGCACGUACACUCAGAAAAAUGCAGCAGAGAUGGUUAUUACGACGGAAACGAGUGUGGCGUUCGUGGAGCUGUGGACCAAAGAGCACAAAUCCGACGUCCGACAAGUUCCUCUUGCCGACGUCUUUGCGACGGUGUAUUUCUGGCGUCUGCGGCAAACCGGCCUCGAGAAGAAAGCUCUCCAAUUGGAGAACAUCCAAGGAUUUGCAGAUGAUGUUCAGUAUUGUGUGUUAAAAUGGUAUUCGAAGAUAAUUGUGAGUUGGCACUCAGUGCAGGGAAACGAGAAGAAGACGAAGAUUCACUCGUAUCAUCUUGCCGCGGAUUUUCAGACGGUGGCGAAUAUCAGCGAGAUACAGCCGGUUGAACAUUAUGUUUCGUCGCUGCAUAAUAUUGAAGAUUGUGAUAGUCUGGUGAUGGGUUGUGGAGAGAAUAAAGUAACUUUGUGGAAUGUGGAGUAUGGGUACAUUGUGGCUACUAUUGAGAUGUCGAAUAUUAAGUCGCCGUUGUCGACGCUGUGGGUCAACUGUGACAGGGGGUUCCUAUUCACGAUCCAAGAGUGCGUUGACCAGGAACUAAGGCUUAUCGCAAUAAACGGUAUGAACCACUCAUGGAAGAAGCUCCAGAACUAUAACCCCAUAUCAGGAUUCAGUUGCUUGAAAGGCGUGUGUAUGGAAAACGGGAUUCUAGUAGCGUAUUACUCUGAAGGAAUUCUUUGUUGGAAUGCACAAACUGGAGAAUUAAUAGUUGAAGAAGUACCGAACGAAUGUGAAUAUAUUCCUUCUGGGAAACAUGUGAUAAUGAUAGUUAAUGAUAAUAUUAUCGUUAGGCAUUCGUUAAGUCAUUUAAUAACUGAUUUGUAGUUAUUCAGUUCUAUUACGUUGUGUUGUUUUGUUGACUGAUUUUUUUUAUGUAAAAGUUUUUUCUUCGUGUAAAUAGUGUUCAGUUGCCAUUUUUAUUAAUUAUAUAAUUCUAUGUAUUAUAACAAAUUUGCUAUUUUGAAUAACAGAUUUGUCUCUCAAAUAAAAUAUUUUCUAUAGAA
Zophobas morio is the source of this 3186-nucleotide messenger RNA. RefSeq lists its product as uncharacterized. The record is from RefSeq and is a predicted model, not a curated record. NCBI's taxonomy places the organism in Eukaryota, Metazoa, Arthropoda, Insecta, Coleoptera, Tenebrionidae. Bases 218 to 3007 code for a protein of 929 amino acids. Gene Ontology annotation, molecular function: protein binding. The transcript is spliced from 5 exons.